Messenger RNA from Manis pentadactyla (Chinese pangolin), 2981 nucleotides. It is a transcript of the gene LAS1L, whose product is annotated as LAS1 like ribosome biogenesis factor. Gene Ontology annotation, molecular function: endonuclease activity. Bases 161 to 2074 code for a protein of 637 amino acids. The record is from RefSeq and is a predicted model, not a curated record. NCBI's taxonomy places the organism in Eukaryota, Metazoa, Chordata, Mammalia, Pholidota, Manidae. The transcript has 13 exons. Gene Ontology annotation, biological process: maturation of LSU-rRNA; maturation of 5.8S rRNA. Gene Ontology annotation, cellular component: preribosome, large subunit precursor; Las1 complex.
UUGGGUUUAUGCUCUCCUAUUGGCUGUUGGCACGGCGGCGGUUUGGAGUGAGGGUAGCAGUUGAGCUGAAGGCGGUACGGAGUGCCGCGGCCCAGGGUUGUUGUCUAGCCCAGUGUCUGGUUGGAAUCCGGGGCCUGGCUAGGUGUGGAUCCCCCGGGGAAUGGAUCGUGUAUGGAGUGCUUGGUGCGGGAAGUGCGUCAAAGAGAAAGGGUCGUCGCCGCUCUGGGCCCAGCGCAUCGUGGUCGCCUGGCUCAGUAGGGCCGAAUGGGAUCAGGUGACGGUGUAUCUGUUCUGUGAUGACCAUAAAUUGCAGCGGUACGCGCUGAACCGCAUCACCGUGUGGAGGAGUAGGUUAGGCAACGAACUCCCCCUGGCAGUGGCUUCUACUGCUGACCUCGUGCGCUGUAAGCUCAUGGAUGUAACUGGUGGCUUGGGCACUGAUGAACUUAGACUGCUCUAUGGCAUGGCGUUGGUAAGGUUUGUGAAUCUGAUCUCGGAGAGGAAGACAAAGUUUGUCAAACUGCCCCUCAAGUUCUUGGCUCAGGAGGUGAACAUUCCAGAUUGGAUUGUUGAACUCCGCCAUGAGUUGACCCACAAGAAAAUGCCCCAUAUAAAUGACUGCCGCAGAGGCUGCUACUUUGUCCUGGAUUGGCUCCAGAAGACUUAUUGGUCCCGCCAACUGGAGAACAGCCUGAGAGAGACUUGGGAGUUGGAGGAGGACAGGGAAGAGACAGAUGAAGAAGAUCAAGACGAAGAUAAGAACAUUGUUGUUGAUGACAUCACAGAACAGAGAUCAGAGCCUGAGGAUGAGGGGAAAGAUGCAGAGCAGGACGGCAGGGCUGAUGGAGACAGCAAAGGCAACAAAGAGGUUGAUUCGCAUUGGGAAAAGUCUCUGAGACAUAAAGAGCUAUAUGAAAGAGCCCGAGAACUGCUGGUAUCAUAUGAAGAGGAGCAUUUUAAGGUGCUGGAAAAAUUUAGGCAUUUACCUCAGGCCAUUAAGGCGUGGAAUAACCUGUCCCCACCUGUAGAAUGCAUCCUGGCAGAGCUCAAGGGCAUUACAUGGGAGAACAGGGAGGCUGUGCUGGAUGCUUUUCUGGAUGACGGCUUUCUUAUCCCCACGUUUGAGCAGUUGGCAGCUUUGCAGAUAGACUAUGAAGAUGGGCAGACUGAGGUCCAGAGAGGGGAAGGUACUGAUCCAAAGUCAAACAAAAACCUGGACUUGAAUGACAUCCUGGUGCCAAAGCCAUUCUCUCAAUUCUGGCAGCCCCUGCUCAGGGGCCUGCAUUCCCAGACCUUCACGCAGGCCCUGCUGGAGAGGAUGCUCUCCGAGCUGCCAGCUUUGGGGGACAGCGGGAUCCGGCCCACCUACAUCCUAAGAUGGACCAUUGAACUGAUCGUGGCUAACACCAAGACUGUAAGCAAUGCCCGCCGAUUUUCUGCAAACCAGUGGGAAGCAAGAAGGAGCUGGAGGCUAUUCAACUGCUCUGCCUCCCUUGACUGGCCUCGGGUGGUUGAGUCCUGCGUGGGCUCACCUUGCUGGGCCAGCCCUCAACUGCUUCAGCUCAUCUUCAAAGCCAUGGGGCAGGUCCUACCAGAUGAGGAGCAGAAGAAGCUGCUGCACAUAUGUUCCAUUUAUACCCAGAGUGGAGAAAACAGCCUGGUACAGGAGGUCUCAGAGGCCUCUCCCAUUGGGAAGUCUCCAUAUACACUGAACAGCCUGUAUUGGAACCUCAAACCAAUGGGUACCAGCUCUGGGCCUGAAGAAGCCCAGCAGCAGGAGAAGCAGGUCAGCCUCAAUGAUGUCAAAGAAGAUGAAAAGGAGGAGAAAGGGAUCUCACAAGACCACGUGGAGGAGGAGGAAGAGGAAAAUGGUGACGCAGAGAAGUGGGAGGAAGAUGAUGAUGAAGAUGAGGAGGAGGAGGAGGAUGAAGAUGAGGAGGACGAUGAAGACAGAAUGGAGUCGUCCCUCUGUGGCUGGCUCUUGAAGCUUCCCUAUACUCUAGAGAAGAGAUGGAAGGUAGCAGGAGGUAGCCAGUGCGAGGCAAGCUUGGGAGGCAGCCUGGUGUUUAGAUGACAGUUGGCUUCCCUUCUUCAGGAUGGAGUGUGUAAGUACCAGGGCCCGUGGAACUGUUAAUGCAGCCAGCUGCUGCUUGUAGGGAGCACAUUCAGAAGGGAUGAAUUGGGUAUGGGUACUAAGUAGCAAAACAGAAUAGAAAGCAAGAGGAUAGGGGGCGGAUAUAUGUGUGAUUCUGCAUGUGUUUUUUGCAUACAGUGAUCCAGGAGCAGGAAGACAACAAAGAGUGCUUUCUAUGUAUAUGUGAAUGCGCAUGUAUGCAUGCGGGCUGGGUGGUGAUACGGCAUGAUUUUGCUGUGUGUGUGAGAGGGAACCCAGGGGUAUUAAGUCAGAGGAAGUAGAAAUGAGAUCAGAGUGACAAUAAGGAGUGAUGUGGUUUUUAGGUGAGCAUAUAAAUUAGACAAAACUGGGAGGGGGCAGAGAGGGUUGGGUGGUAAUAAGGUGGGGGAAGAUUAAUCUGCUCCUCCUGAGGGUGGUCUUUUGAGUGCCUUCGUUUAAGUUAGGGAGUGAGAACCUUAAGACAGUAAGACCGUGAAGGAUGAACCAUCUGGUUGCUGUGUGUUGUGUGGUCAUGUGUAUAUGCGUACACACUGGAGGCCGGGCAGAUAGAUAUGGGGCCACAGCCUGUGUGAUGGAGCCUGAGGGAGGGAGGGAAAACAGCUGGUACUGGGUGUGUUGUUGGGUGGGUGUGGUCAGGAACAAUAAAGGGUGGGGGCAAUGAGGGAAAGGUGGAGACUUUGUCCUUGUCUGGACAUGUGUGUGGAGGGGCUGGGGCAUAAAGACCCCACAGGUUAAGGAUGGGGGAACAUGUUUACAUCUGAAUGUGUGUGUGCCUGCAUGUGCUAGACAAUCCAAGGCACAAUAACAGAACUCUCUUAGGACAAGGGCAGCUGUGUUUUGGGGUUGU